AUGUGCACCUUUGUGUGGACGUCGUGGAUGACCUGCCAGGCCGAGCCCAGGCACCGGGUGCUGCAGAGCAUCUGCUUCUGCGGCGACGCCCGGCCGCGCUCGCGGGACGACCAGAGGCGGUACAUGCCGGCGCGCCUGAUCGGGAGGGAGGUGCCCGAGAGGCUGAGGAGGCUCGCCUGCGACGACAGGAGGCACGCCACGCGGCCGCAGCGCGCCUGCCACGCCUGCCGCGUCUGCGCGAGCCUCCCGCUCGACUCGGACGACCUGCCGCUCUAUGACCCGGACCGGCGGCGCCUUGGCUUCCAGAACGGCCACGGGAACAUUAGGAGCACCCCUCCUUCCGCUGCCACUGCCGCCGCGUGUGGUCAUAAUAACAUGAGCGCUGUCAGGGCCAGCAACAUGAUUGUUCCUGUCCAGGCUAACAAUAGCAUCGGUCCCGUCAAGCCCAACGACAUGAUUAGUCCUAUCAUGACCAACGACACGGUCAGUCCGGUCAGGACCAACAAUUACCCGAGCCCUGCCAAGACCAAUGCUCCUGUCAAUGGCAAUGGCGAUGUCAGCCCUGUUAGUUCCAUCGCGAGCGCCGAUAUUGACGAUAAUGUCAGCCCCCUCAGCAGCGACGAUGAGACAUGGCAGGUGGCAGUUGCAGCAUGGGAGACGGUAAACAGUGAACCCAGCCAUGUGCAGGUCAGAACCGUAGCGGAGUGGUAUCGGGGUGGGACCCCCUCGUGCAUCAUGACCCGCCUGAAUGCGGAGUGGGCUGCAGGUUGGGCCCAGUGGGGCGGAAACCCAAGCCGCCUGGCAACUGCUGGGACCCUGGCACGUGCUGUUGACCCUGUGCCGGAGGAACAAUCAUGGAAGGGCGGAAGCAUGCAGAAGAACCAAGACCAGACGCUAACGAUUGUCGGGCACAACAUGCUUCCACAUUAAGAAUUGGCCUACUGUACUCGACCCUCGACCCUCGACCCCUGUUCCUAAUUCCUGUUCCUGGUCGAGUCACUGCUGCACGUCAGCUGUGCUUUUUCUCUUGGGGCAGCAGCAGACACCAAAAUAACCAACCAGCCAUUGUUCAGCUUUGUGUCUCCUCUCUCUUGGCUAAACGAAGCGGGGAAGUUCUCGGUUAAAAAAUGAAGGCGGAGGAGGAGUCGGCCGCCAGCCCGCCCCAACGCUAGUGCUCAUGUGGCAGCCCAGUCGAGUCGUGCAGGGGUCAUGGCCAGAUCGAUAAUCCUUCCCUCGACCUCAUGGUGUGCCCUGGCGGGGACGACGGCGAGGCAAGCAGGCAGGAGGCAGCCGCCAGAUGCGGAGUGAAUUGCACGCACCACUGAGUUGAGGGUAUCAGUCCUGGGUCCUGUCAAAUCAGCCUUGACUUGACCUGCCCUGUACCUUCCCUAAGUCUGGCUGGCUGUUGGCUCGGCUGAGAAAGACUGACGACCCCCGCUCGCAGCAGCAGCAGAGGCCAGCCUCGAAUUGAUCCUCUUUUCGCUUCUUCCCGACGCUGCAAAACAAGACCGAGCAAAACAAAAAGACAAAAAAAUAACUUCCUUGUGCAUCUGGAGCAUUACGCAGCGACUUCGGGUCUCUUUUUUUUUGGACUUUUAUUUGUGU
Gaeumannomyces tritici R3-111a-1 is the source of this 1605-nucleotide messenger RNA. RefSeq lists its product as hypothetical. The record is from RefSeq and is a predicted model, not a curated record. Bases 1 to 930 code for a protein of 309 amino acids. The transcript has 2 exons. NCBI's taxonomy places the organism in Eukaryota, Fungi, Ascomycota, Sordariomycetes, Magnaporthales, Magnaporthaceae.